This is a messenger RNA of Pollicipes pollicipes, 963 nucleotides long. RefSeq names its product serine protease 7-like. The transcript is spliced from 6 exons. The record is from RefSeq and is a predicted model, not a curated record. Gene Ontology annotation, molecular function: serine-type endopeptidase activity. Lineage: Eukaryota; Metazoa; Arthropoda; Thecostraca; Pollicipedomorpha; Pollicipedidae. Gene Ontology annotation, biological process: proteolysis. Bases 131 to 922 code for a protein of 263 amino acids.
CGAUGGCAGAGGCUGUGCGCGGCGACCAGCCUCAGAAGCAGCUCGUUCUCCGCGUGCGGAAGCAGGGCGUGCGGUGGGCUGGUCUGAAGGAGGAAGUGGGAGCGUCAGCUUUAGCUAGGCGAGCCACGUCAUGACUGUUUGUUCGGUUCGCGUCGUCAUGUGGCGGGUGACCGUGCUGGUGCUGCUGGCGGGCGUCCAGCUGGCUCGCACGGAAGGCCGUCAGAAGCGCCAAUCCAUCACGUUCGGCGGGGGCUCUGCGCAGACACCACCGCCGUCGAAUGCAUGCAAGGACUACGCCGGUCGUGACGGGGUCUGUGACGUCAUCGCCACCUGUCCGGCACUGCUGCAGAUCGUGCAGAACAGACCCAGUCGUCAGGACAUCCAGAACGUGCGCCAAAGCAUCUGCGGUAGCCGACGUAUCAACUUCCGGCCGGUGCCUCUGUUGUGCUGCGCCAGUAAGUCCCAGCCGCCCACCCAGCCGCCCACCGAGCCGCCCACCCAGCCGCCCACCCAGCCGCCGUCAACGGGCGGCUUCAACGGCGCGCCCGAGGACCACCCCAACCGGCGCCUACUGCCCUCCAACUGCGGCUUCAGCUUCACGGAGAGGAUCGUGGGUGGAGUGGAGGUGGCGCUGGGCGAGUUUCCCUGGCUGGCCAUCCUCGGCUAUGAAGUACAGGGGACCGUUGAGGUGGACUUCAACUGCGGCGGCGCCGUCAUCAACGACCGGUACGUCGUGUCGGCUGCUCACUGCGUCACCGACCUGCCGGCCGGCUUCAGACUGGCGACGGUGCGCAUCGGCGAGCACGACCUCACCAAGGACUUAGACUGCGUGGAUGGCGUUUGCGCUGGUCCUGUGCAGGACUUCAGAUCGAGAGAUUAUCCCGCACAAGGAAUACAACUCGCCGAAUCGCUUCUGGAAUGACAUUGCGCUGCUUCGCCUGAACAAGCCCAUCAAUAAUCAGC